AUGUCACUUACACAAUCUUCUGCACUUGAUAUCGCAAGCACUGCGUCCCUGGCCGCUCGCCGGCUCGCGAUCUUAUCCAAUAUUGAGCGCAAUGAAGCAUUGACUGCGCUUUACCAGGGGCUCUUGACUAAUAAAGAUGCCAUCCUUACGGCCAAUGCUAGGGAUGUCGCAUCGGCGAGUCGGGCUGCAGAAAAGGGUGAUCUCAAUUCUAGUGUUCUAAAGAGGCUUGACUUAUCCAGACCGGGAAAAUAUGAUGAUAUGUUGCAAGGAAUCCUGGGUGUGCGGGAAUUAAAAGAUCCAAUUGGCACCGUGACUCUGAGGACGCUCCUUGACGAUGGCCUUACUCUAGAGAGAGUGACUUGCCCAAUUGGGGUUCUAUUGAUAAUUUUUGAGGCUCGCCCUGAGGUCAUCGCAAACAUCGCUGCCUUGUCUAUAAAAUCUGGUAAUGCGGCUAUUCUAAAAGGAGGGAAAGAAUCAACCGAGUCUUUUGUCGCGAUAUCGACGGUCAUCUCCGAAGCCAUCUCAAACACUCGAGUUCCCAAGUCAUCUAUUCAGCUGGUACAGACCAGGGAUGCAAUCUCGUCCUUGUUGGCUCAAGACUCUUUGAUCGAUUUGGUCAUCCCCCGUGGCUCUAACGAUCUUGUUCGCUACGUCAAGGAUAAUACAAAAAUUCCAGUUCUAGGCCACGCUGACGGUAUUUGUUCCGCCUAUAUCCAUCAUGACGCGGACCUAGAGACGUCUGUGAGAGUUAUCGUGGACUCCAAAACAGAUUAUCCAGCUGCAUGCAACUCCUUGGAAACUUUGCUCGUACACGAAACGGUUCUUAGAACUAUACUGCCUGCAGUUGGCAAUGCUCUGGUGGCAAAGGGAGUUAUGUUGAGGUGCGAUGAAUCUUCUAAGAGUGCACUAAAAGAUACUUUGGGCGCUGCCCAGAUGGAUUCAAUCGUAGAUGCAGUUGACUCCGACUACAAUACAGAGUUCCUGGAUCUCAUUUUGGCAGUCAAAACGAUACCUGCAUCUGCCUCGGGUUUGGACGUUGAUGCAGCGAUUGCUCACAUCAACACCCAUUCCUCGAAGCAUACUGAUAUCAUUUUGACCAAAACAAGGUCAACUGCGGAAUAUUUCAUGAACAGCAUCGAUAGUGCUGGAGUCUUUUGGAAUGCCUCGACGAGAUUUGCAGAUGGCAUGAGGUAUGGUUUUGGUACGGAGGUUGGCAUCAGCACAAAUAAGAUUCACUCCAGAGGACCUGUGGGCUUAGAUGGCUUGACCAUCUACAAGUUUCUCAUUCGGGGAGACGGGCAUAGAGCAGGCGACUACGUUGAAGGUGAGGGUGGGAAACAAUGGAAACACAAAGCUCUACCACUGUGA
Molecule: messenger RNA, 1368 nt
Organism: Aspergillus sclerotioniger CBS 115572
Lineage: Eukaryota; Fungi; Ascomycota; Eurotiomycetes; Eurotiales; Aspergillaceae
Product: glutamate-5-semialdehyde dehydrogenase
Exons: 3
Coding region: 1-1368 (455 amino acids)
Molecular function (GO): NADP binding; glutamate-5-semialdehyde dehydrogenase (NADP+) activity
Source: RefSeq, a predicted model, not a curated record